Lasiosphaeria miniovina is the source of this 2605-nucleotide messenger RNA. RefSeq lists its product as uncharacterized. Gene Ontology annotation, biological process: regulation of DNA-templated transcription; DNA-templated transcription. The record is from RefSeq and is a predicted model, not a curated record. Gene Ontology annotation, cellular component: nucleus. Gene Ontology annotation, molecular function: DNA binding; zinc ion binding; DNA-binding transcription factor activity, RNA polymerase II-specific. The coding region runs from base 187 to 2406 and encodes 739 amino acids. The transcript is spliced from 2 exons. Lineage: Eukaryota; Fungi; Ascomycota; Sordariomycetes; Sordariales; Lasiosphaeriaceae.
CGCAGGCCCACACGCCAUGAGCCGCCCUCGGCCCACCAGGGGACCGACGGGACGGUAGACUCGACUGCCGUAUUUUCUGUCUCGGGCUUGUCACCAUCUCGGCUCGCCGCCAUACCACUCAAGACCCACCGGCAGACAGACAGCAGACCGUGAGCGUGCCCCGAGCACCCCUCUCCCCUCCCUACCAUGGACCCGGACCAGCCCGGAGGCUUUUUCUCAACCUUUUCCAUUGUCGACCCUGCCGCCAGUGCCCAGGAGGGCCUGAGCCGGCCUCAGAGGAGGAACCGGCGAGUGUUUGUGUGCAUCCCCUGCCACCGACGCAAGCUCAAGUGCGACAAAGCCCAGCCGUGCUCCCGCUGUAUCCAGGCCGGCUCCUCCGGAGAGUGUGUAUAUCAGCGAGGCACGUCGUCCCGUCACAACGAGGAGCCCAGCACCGACGCCGAAGACACGCUUCCUGUACGAGGAGGUCCGCAACGCUCGUCCCAAGCCUCCAUCACCCCGGUACCAUCCGACGCAAGUGAGAGGAAAGCACGCCUCAGUGGUGCCUCUCACUGGGCUGCUAUUGCCCGCGAGUUUGAAGAAGCUUGGCCGUUCAUCAUGGGUGCCGACCAACAGUGGGAAUCGAGGCACAACCAGAUUCAGAGUCUGAAGUUCUUAUUUCCCUCGCGUUUUAUGAGCAACUUCCCCCUCGGCGGUGUCUCUGAUUUUUCUCGGAGCCGAGCCCAGAUCCUUGAAAAUCUACCGCCCCAACCAAUAGUCGACGCCCUUAUUCAGUAUUAUUUCAGGGCCUUCGGGCCGACCCAUCAACUCAUCCACCCCCAGAUAUUUGACCAGGAGCUGAGAGCGUUCUGGGUCGACACGAAUGGCCAGACCUCUGAGGGAUGGCUCGCCCAACUGUGUAUGAUGCUGGCGUUGGGGUGCCAGGUAGCCCCUAACAGGCUUCUCGGGACGGCAGGCCGUUCUGCGCACGACUUGACCGACUUCUUUCUGGACGCCGCCCAGUUCUUCUUCGCAGGGUCUUCGUAUUUUGCAAUGCCAACGCUGGCUACGGUGCGGUUACUCUGCCUGGCAGUGUUGGCUCGCAUAAUGGAAAUAAUCAAGGGGUCCGAGAUGGCCCAUUUGGUCUUUCUCAUGGGCUUUCUUACCAGGCUAGCCAUGACAAUGCACCUGCACCGGGCGACCUCGCUCUGCCAGGAGAUGCCUCCCUUCGAGUCUGAGAUACGCAAACGGAUAUGGAUUACAAUCCAGCUGCUCGACCUCCAUGUUGCCAUGAGAACUGGAACAUCAUUUCUCCACCGAGACUACGAUGCCGAUGCCCCACUCAACGUCAACGACGAUGACUUCAUUUUCUCUCCCGAGCACGGCUGGGUCCUGGAUCCAGGCCCAUGGGUGUCGAGUCAAGAACCUACAGACAGCAGUUUCCAGAUCAUCCUGGCCCGGCUCCUUCCCUUACUGACGGAGAUCAUGAACACCGUAAACUCGCCAACUCUACCCCCUUUCGAAUACGAGAAAGUCCAAGCCUGGACUGUGCAGCUGAGCCAGGAGCUGCAAGAUGCCGAGUCUUUGUUGGCCAUCGGACCCCACGACCAUCAAGCUGAACGGCGAGAAAGACGGGCAGUGCAAAUGAAUUUUCUCUCUGUUAUCGUCCACCGUGCACUGCUGGCACUGCACCACGACUACGCCCGCGAGCCAUACUCCCAGCAGUUUCCCGACUCUACGGUGGCUAUAAUAGAGAGCUCAUUAGCUCUGUUGCGUACGCAACACACGUGGCAUCACACAUCAGCACCCAUCCGACAUCCGGCGCGGUUCUGUGAUCUAAGUGCCGAGGCGGGCGGCUCCAAGGGCCCGCAGCCAUUAUACGAGCCUUCAGUACCGGAAACACCACCAACAACAUCUCUCCAACUGCCGCUGGAGCUCGAUCUCGGUUUGGACGAGCCCUCUGCUUCGCUAUUUCCCAGUGCCUGGCUCGUCGACCUCUGCCACGAUGACUUUAGCGCCGCCACGUUCUACAUCAUUCUUGCUCUGCGUAGACGCGAGUUUGACAAGCACAACGCCACACUGCAGCACCGUCCCAGAAACAAACUGCCGCUGCCAGCGCCCUCGCGGCUGACGGCCUAUACAAUGCUCAAGCAGGCAAUUAACGUCUUCCAAGAAUUAGCCAGCCACUCCUGGCCGCAGUUCGAGGAGUUCAUCAGGCUCCAGGUCUCGAUGGGGUGCUUGCACAGCCUAGUCAAGGGCGAGCCCAUACUGCCCACGCUACUUACCAUGGCAGACGGAAUCGAGCAGAUGGUGUUUCGGUGCCGGAACAACGUGGUCUUGUGGGAACAAGCGAGACGUCAAUUCCCUCCCCUGGACAGCCCGCGGCCGGAUAUUAUGUUCGGAUUUGGGCCUGGCCUGGGCUCGUAGAUGUGAGAGGAUGUGCUUUGAUGCGGAGUAGUGUAAUUAGUUCUACUAUUCGUACGGCCCCGAGAUAAACCUUGCGAGGGAACCAACGGCCUAUAUUUAAUUCGUUUUACAGCCACCGUCUUCCUACACAGCUCCGUUGACGGAGGUGUAGAUAUAGGCGGAUUUUUAGUUUACUGCCUGGGAAAGUGUGUCAUCCGGU